AUUUCUAGAAAUGACCGGUCAUCAGGAUCCAGUUAAGCAGCCUCUUCCAGACAGUCCUCCAACUGACGAAGGAAUGUCAAGCUCAUCAGCUCAGCCAUCGGCUCCAUCAGCUCCCGAGCAACAGCCAACAUCGCCGUCUCGUCCACCUCCACCGGCUGGAUUUGUCUAUCCCAGCACAGACAUUCAAAACUCUUCAGAAGUUCAUGUCAGCGCUCCAGUUCCAGCAGGACCACCACCACCGCAUGCUUCUGCUGGACCAGCUCCUACUAUGAGUUCCUACGAUAUGCCACCACCAUCCUAUCAGGCUGCCAUGUCAUAUCCAGCUGCACCGACGUACGGUGGAUCGACUGAUCCUAAAUAUCACAAUGGAGGGCAACCGCCGAUCUACUACCAGCCACCACAGAUUACACAAACGCGUCUCCCACAACCGGCCGCAAUUGAGCAGAUCGUUCGAGCAGUUCGUAUUCAAAAUCCUGCUGGAAGUAAUGUCAUAGUUCAUGUUCAACCUGGAGCACCAUGCCGUCGUUGUACCGUUGGAGUGAUCACUCGUCAAACUGAUAUGUGCUGUCUUCUAUGUCUGAUUAUGCUCACAAUCUUCACAUUCCCAUUUGGAUUGAUCUUCUUGUGCUGUGUCCCGUGUACCGUUCAAAAUCGAUGCACUCACUGUAAUCGACUCGCUUAAGAAGAAAUUUCAAUUUAUAUUUUAUCCGCUGUAGUAUUAUUAUUUCCCCCUUCCUACCAAGUAGACAUAUUAACUGUUCCAUACCAUAAUCAAAAAUUGUAAAAUUAGUGAACUGUACUGGUCACGAGUGUGUUUUUGUGUUACCGUUUUAUGUUUAGUAUUUUAUGCAACGAAGUCAGUUCAGAUACUGAAUUCAUCACUCUUCCUCCCCCUUUUCCCUCGAAGCCUUAUUCCAAAACCCAUUCAGAUUAUGCGUGUCGCUGUGAAUAUCAUUGAAACAAUUGAAAUAAAGAUAUUACCGAUUA
This is a messenger RNA of Caenorhabditis elegans, 987 nucleotides long. It is a transcript of the gene F11G11.5, whose product is annotated as Membrane protein BRI3. The transcript is spliced from 4 exons. Gene Ontology annotation, cellular component: lysosomal membrane; perinuclear region of cytoplasm. Lineage: Eukaryota; Metazoa; Nematoda; Chromadorea; Rhabditida; Rhabditidae. The coding region runs from base 11 to 682 and encodes 223 amino acids. The record is from RefSeq and is marked reviewed.